Molecule: messenger RNA, 1479 nt
Organism: Ictalurus furcatus (blue catfish)
Lineage: Eukaryota; Metazoa; Chordata; Actinopteri; Siluriformes; Ictaluridae
Gene: pdcd6
Product: programmed cell death 6
Exons: 6
Coding region: 148-699 (183 amino acids)
Molecular function (GO): calcium ion binding
Source: RefSeq, a predicted model, not a curated record
GGAAAAGGUUGGGUUCACGCCACGCCUCUGCGUGAAGAAUGUCAUAGUCAGAUUGAGACAAGUUCCGAACGUCGCGAGCGCUUUCGAUUUUUAGCGUUAUUAUUAUUAUUGUUUGUUUGUUUGUUUACAGCCGGACUACAUGCGGAAAUGGCGUACCAGUACAGACCUCCUCAAUAUACCAGCACGCCGCCUGACCAAGCUUUCCUGUGGAAUAUAUUUCAGAGGGUGGACAAGGACAGGAGUGGAUCGAUCUCCGAUACGGAGCUUCAGCAAGCUCUGUCAAAUGGCACAUGGACACCGUUCAAUCCUGUGACUGUCAGAUCGAUUAUAGCCAUGUUUGACCGCGAUAACAAAGGUGGAGUGAACUUUAACGAGUUUGCUGGUGUAUGGAAGUACAUCACCGACUGGCAGAACAUCUUCCGCACUUACGACCGUGACAACUCAGGGUUCAUCGACAAGAAUGAGUUGAAACAGGCUCUCACCAGCUUCGGGUAUCGUCUCUCAGACCAGUUCUAUAACACACUGAUCGAGAAGUUUGACCGGCAGAGGAAAGGGCAGGUAGCUUUCGACGACUUCAUACAGUGCUGCAUUGUACUACAGAGGUUAACUGACGUCUUCAGGCGAUACGACACGGACCAGGACGGCUGGAUCCAGGUUUCCUACGAGCAGUAUCUCUCGAUGGUCUUCAACAUCGUAUAGCACAGCACAACCACACACACCAGUGCCAAACAACAAAUGUCUCUCUUUCUACUGGUCUUCUGCCAGUGACACCAUACACACCUCACUGAAGUAUUAUGGGACAGGAGAUUUGCGCUUCAGUGAAUGGAUCUUUGUGUCUGUCUGUCUGUUUUCAUCUUUCUUUACGUUGUUAAACUUAAUACAUCUAAAAAAAAAUUUAAAAAAAGACGGUAAUACUAAGCCCCCUUUUUUCAUAUUAAAGAACUUUGCGUUGUAAAUCGCAUUGUAUUGUAAACGUCAUAGUAACAUUCAGAUGCAUGCCUUCUGAUGUAAAACAUGUCGUUACUGUGAAAGCAUGAUCGAACUCGUUCUGUUGUUUCCUAUUAGAAGCCAUGACCAUUUUGAAAGGUGCAUUUGAACAUGCAGAAGAAUUUGAUUUGAGAUAGCAGGAACAGGCACUUUUGUACUGUUGUGUGCAUGAAGCUUUGCAACUGCAAAAACCUCAAUGUUUUAUUAAAAAAAAAAAAAAAGAACCAUUCAAUAAUGUCUUAUUAGCUUUUGUUUGUUUUUUGUAUUUCUUUCUGUGGGCUCGACUUCCUUUUAAAAUUUCUGAAAGAACACGGUGCGAGACAUUCCUGCUACAGGCACAUAUAUAUGAUUCGCUGCAUUUCACCAAAGGAAAAAAAAACAAAACAAACAAAAUUCUGUGUAUUGAGUGGCCAAUCAGCGGCAGAUAUGUAUGUGGAAAUUUUGUCUCUUUGCUAAAUAAAUAUUUGUAAUGGCUAAUUUCUUAAAGCCUAA